AUGAAGGUCACUCUGAAGGACAUCGAUGAUUUCAAACUGAUGACAGUCCCACACCACCACAGGAGCACCGGUAAAUCAAUCCAGUUCAAACUUGAGCAGCACGUGAAGAUUCAUUUUAAUGAAAAGCCAUAUUCUUGCGAUCACUGUGGAAAAACAUUCUCUCAUAAUUCUGCCUUGAAAAGACACGUGAGAAUACAUUUAAAUGAAAAGCCAUAUUCUUGUGAUCACUGCGGAAGAAAAUUCUCUCAGAGAUCAAACUUGAAUAGUCACAUGAAGAUUCAUUCUGAUGAAAAGCCAUAUUCUUGCGAUCACUGCGAAAGAAAAUUCUCUCAGAGUUCAAUUUUGAUGAGGCACGUACAGAUUCAUUCUAAUGAAAAGCCAUAUUCUUGCGAUCACUGCGGAAGAAAAUUCUCUCAUAAUUCAGACUUGAAAAGGCACGUGAGGAUUCAUUCAAAUGAAAAGCCCUAUUCUUGCGAUCACUGCGGAAGAAGAUUCUCUCAUAAUUCAGACUUGAAAAGGCACGUGAGGAUUCAUUCAAAUGAAAAGCCCUAUUCUUGCGAUCACUGCGGAAGAAGAUUCUCUCAGAGAUCAAACUUGAAUAGGCACGUAAAGAUUCAUUUUAAUGAAAAGUCAUAUUCUUGCGAUCACUGUGGAAGAAAAUUCUCUCAGAAUUCACACUUGAAAAAGCACUUAAGUAUGGUGCACGCUUAA
This is a messenger RNA of Uloborus diversus, 711 nucleotides long. RefSeq names its product gastrula zinc finger protein XlCGF49.1-like. The transcript is spliced from 2 exons. Gene Ontology annotation, biological process: regulation of transcription by RNA polymerase II. Bases 1 to 711 code for a protein of 236 amino acids. Gene Ontology annotation, cellular component: nucleus. Gene Ontology annotation, molecular function: DNA-binding transcription factor activity, RNA polymerase II-specific; RNA polymerase II cis-regulatory region sequence-specific DNA binding. Lineage: Eukaryota; Metazoa; Arthropoda; Arachnida; Araneae; Uloboridae. The record is from RefSeq and is a predicted model, not a curated record.